Messenger RNA from Aphis gossypii (cotton aphid), 1428 nucleotides. RefSeq lists its product as uncharacterized. Bases 443 to 1405 code for a protein of 320 amino acids. Gene Ontology annotation, molecular function: protein binding. NCBI's taxonomy places the organism in Eukaryota, Metazoa, Arthropoda, Insecta, Hemiptera, Aphididae. The record is from RefSeq and is a predicted model, not a curated record. The transcript has a single exon.
CGUUGAGAGGACGCUACACCAGCAUGUGUUGUCUCAAUCUUCUAAAAUAUGUAAGACACAUAGUGAAAACUUUUUUGUGUGCAAAAAAACUGAGAAAACUACAUUCAUAAUUAAGAAACAAAAUUUUCACCACAUAAAAAGGAAAACUUUGGUUGUGAAAUAUCGUUUUAAUUUUUUCGAUAUUAGAACUACAAAAAAAUUACUACCCAUUCAAGUUUGAAAAACACGAAAAUAAUUGAUUUUAAAACAAUAAGAACUUUAUCCGUAUAAGUGAUAUCAUUUCUAUUCUAAAUCAAUGCUAGUUACUAAUUAUUACAUAAAAACAAUUUCCUAAAUGACUCAUGUGGCUAACAUUUGAAAAUAAUUCAAUUGUUUCAACUGUAAUUACUUAUUUACAGGACGUACAAAGUUAUUGAGACACGACAAUAUAAACGGCGACAGGAUGGACCCCAAUUCAUUAAAAUCAUCUUACAACGCGUGUAAGAAGGCCCAGCUCGAUUUUUGUGGCUCGAUAGAAGUUCUUCACGUGGAUAUGAAAUCUUGUUGUACUCAGCUAUUUGAACUCAUCAAACUGAACUCGAACAACGAGAAUUUCGACCCAUUCGACGAUUACGACAUGAUGUACAACAAAGUGCAGGCCAUCGCCAGUGAUUUCGACUUUGAAAAAACAUGUGAGGUAGCUGCGUUAAACGGACACGUUAGUUGUGUAAUGUUCGCCCGCGAUCUCGGUUGCCCUUGGGGUGCAUCGACGACCGCAUCCGCGGCCGCGGCCGGAAGCCUGGACUGCCUUACUUACGCGCACGACAAUGGUUGCCCUUGGGAUGAAUCGACUACCACGUCCGCUGCCGUGUUCGGUCGUUUAAAUUGUCUCCGUUAUGCAAUUGAAAACAAUUGUCCGCGGGAAUUUUUGAUUUGCGCCGAGGCAGCGAAGCACGGACACCUGGAUUGUUUACAGUAUCUACACGAGCACGGAGUUCCAUGGAAUAGUUGGACCUGCAUAAUUGCUGCGUAUCGUGGACAACUCGAGUGUCUCAAAUACGCCCACCAAAACGGGUGUCCGUGGGACGAGUGGACGUGCUGCGCUUCCGCAGCGGGCGGAUUCCCUGAAUGUUUGAUGUAUGCACAUCAAAAUGGUUGUCGGUGGAAUGAACUCACGUUCUGCGGUAUCAUGUUCUCGCAGAAUAAGCAGUGUUUGCGGUACGCGUUGUCUAAUGGCUGUCCUUCUGCGACUAUGAGGUGCGCCGAAGGACCGGGAGAUGGGCGGUUGGACUGUAAGUUUAAGUUUGCGCCUGAUCACCGCUGUUUAUGGAAAAGAAAAAACAUUGAACUGUCAUUUCAUUUCAACAUCGAUUUAUCUCAAGACGAUGAAGCAAUUAUAAGGAUACAAAGACUUUUUGAUCUAUAAAUUAAUUUUUUUUUUUUUAAUAA